CACGUGACUAAACCCCGGAAAUGUUUUUGUGUUUAACGCCGAACGGAUCAGAUAUUAUUCAUUAAACAAUAUAUGUUUUUUAUUGUUGUUUUUAAUUUUGUAAUUUUCCGACACUUGCCAAAUUGUUUUGCAAUAGAAAUGUAGGAAAAGUAUAAAGAAAUGUAGGAUUUGCUACGGAUAUGUUAUUCUAGUUACAUUUAUGCUUUUUUUCUCUCUUGUGAAUAUCUAUCCGUGGACGUUUAUUGCGCUUUAUUCCAUCUUAAGUCAUGGUGGUGUGCUUCCUGAUCCACACCGUGUGUCCGGUGAGCGCGCUCCCUGCUGGUGAGAGCAGGGUACUGUACUCUCGCCUGUUCGGGCCGGAGGAACUCACACUGCUCCACAGAACCGCCGAGCACCAGCGACUGGCUCAAAAAGAGACUGUAGGGCUCGUAGCCAGGCAGGUGCGCAGUGCUGUGUCUGCAAGCCGGGAGGCAUCAGGCAGAGUGUCUGUAGAGGCAGGGCUUGGUGAAGAGGCUACUGCUUUGAGUGAUGCUGAAUAUGGCGUUUUGUCUUUGGCAAACAAGGAGCCGUUUUCAGGGCGCUGUGUUGCUCUGUGGCUUGGGGUUCAGUCUUUGGCCUUCACUCUGGUGUGCCAGCCACAUGAGAACCUGUUUAUUGCUGAAGGAACUCUGCGGAACCUGACACGCCACUGCCUGGAGGAACUGCGCCUGCUUGGUCCUGGAAGUGAGGUGCUGUUAAAAAGUGACCGGGUGGAUGCAAUGCUCCAGAGGUUUCUUCCCCAUGGGCAGCUGCUCUUCCUUAACCAUCGCUUUGUACAUACCCUGGAUAAAGAGCUAUCCAGCUACAUGGGCAAAUAAAAUAUCUGGAUAUGUGCUGUGCAAGCGUAGAGGGAAGCUCUUUAGUUCAGUUUAACGACGGAUAGAAUUUGAUUGAAUUUUGUACAUCUAAUGGAACAUCUCAUGCCUAAAUGGUUGCAUCUAAGGAUUUUUCCUAAGUUCCAUAGGUUUAAGACAGAAAUAUCAGCAGUAUCUUUUAGAGUGUGUUAAUGAAUUUGGCAAAUUCAUAUCUAAGUGUUUAAGUGUGUUUAAGUGUCUGUAUGUGUCUGUGUAUGUUUCUCUCUGUUUCUCUCUGUUUCUCUCUGUUUGUGUGUGUGUGAAAAUUACAUACUUGUUUCAGAAUGCAGUGGGAACUAAUCUUGGAAAAACUUUUUAGUUUUACAUGCUAGAACUGUUCUGAUCCUUUAUAUUCCCAUAAAACAUGCCUGUGGGGUAACACUUCAUACAUAAUUAGAACAUGUUCAAAAUAUAAUAAAUGUGAUAAUAAAUCAGGUUUCUCUGUCUAAAUCUGUCUAAAUCCUUAUACAUCUGAGUCUCGCAUUCCAUUAGGGGGCAGUGUUGGACCUCCAGAAUUAGUGUGAUGUCUGUGAAAUUCUUGACAAUGAUUGACAACCUGACAUUCUUCACUCUCACAUCUGAAAUGCUAAAUCCAAAAACUAUGUACAAAUUGUCAUGAUCUGUUGAAAUGGUGAAGUAUAGGUUUAUUGUCUGGCUCUGUAAAAGGUAUUGCAAAUAUUUAAAUUAUACUCUACUGAUGCAUACUAAUUUUUUAAUGAAAACGAGAACUAUUGGUUGCAAAACCUUGCUUUAAAUAUGUUUGAAACUGGGUAGGGCAGGUCUUUCCAAUGCUUUGGCAAAUAACUAGCCUGAGUUUAUUUGAUUUCUUAUACCUUUGGACAUUUAGUAAAACAUUCAAAAUCUUUACUCAAACCUGGCUACAAAAAUGGCAGCAGAAAUUAGAUGUGGAUUUUGUUUUCUCUUUGUCUUAACCUGCUUUCCCGUGUGCUUAAAUCUACAGUUGUAAAAAACUGUAAAUAAUUAGAUUAUUGUGAUUAGUCUUAAUUUAUAAUCAGCUCUUCUUAAUAAUCCUGUGUCAUGUGGGAGCUGGUGUGAAUCUUUAUUAAUUAUAAUAUAGAAUAUAAUACCACCAUAUAUACAUCUUCCCUACACUGUUGCUACAAAGUUGGGAGCAGACAAUUGUGUACAAUCUCUUUGUAUGCUGUAACAUUACAAUUUCCCUUCACUUCAUUGGAACUAAGGUGCCCAAACCUGAGCACCUUUGGGAUGAACUGGAACGCAGCAUGUGCCCCAGGCCUUCUCGCCCGACAUCACUAAUGCCCUUGUGGUUGAAUGCGUACAAAUCCCCAGAGUCACUCUACAAAAUCUAAUGGAAUGCCUUUGUAGAGCAAGGAGUGUAUUGUAAAAAUAAAUCUGGAAUAGGCUGUUACAAAAUCACAUAUGGGUGUCAUAUAGGCAGGUUGGCAAAAACUUUUGCUCAAGAUUGGAUAUAUCAUAGAUAUGUCAUCAUGCCUCAGCUUUAAGUUUAACUAAAUGGUGACAGGCAUCCAAUUAGAAAGGAAAGUUAGAGUAAGUCAAAUAUUUCACUUUAAUGAAAAAAGCUCCUGUUUAUUUUUUUGGCAAAAUUAAGAGGCUUUUAUUUGUUCUUCAAUUUGGUUUAAAGUUCUAAUAAUAAACUGUCAGUAGGUUUAGGCUUAUUGUGGAGUUUGUACAGUUAUCCAGUUGACAAGUUGUUUCGAGAACUCAUGAUCAUCAGCUACUACCAAAUGUGAGGUGUUUUGAGUUUCUCUGUAUUUUUUAUUUACAUCUUGUUUAAAUCUGUGGUUAGUAAGUGGUUAAUGAGUGUAUUGUGUAUUUUCUAUCUUGUGUAUUAUCACUAUCUGAUUCAUACCAAACUUAUAUUGGUUUUUUUUCUUUGUCUGAUACUCUGUAACUAAGACUGCCACAUUGAUGUGUGCAAUAAAUUAUUUUAUUUUCA
Tachysurus fulvidraco (yellow catfish) is the source of this 2832-nucleotide messenger RNA. It is a transcript of the gene ap5s1, whose product is annotated as adaptor related protein complex 5 subunit sigma 1. Lineage: Eukaryota; Metazoa; Chordata; Actinopteri; Siluriformes; Bagridae. Gene Ontology annotation, biological process: endosomal transport; double-strand break repair via homologous recombination. The record is from RefSeq and is a predicted model, not a curated record. The coding region runs from base 267 to 857 and encodes 196 amino acids. Gene Ontology annotation, cellular component: AP-type membrane coat adaptor complex; late endosome; lysosome. The transcript has 4 exons.